AAUAUCUUCAAAAUGACUCUAAGUUUUUUAAAUUUCACUCAGCCAAUCCCGAGAUAUUAAUUCCGGAAUGCUGAGCUUCGGCUUGUCAUGCGCCGACAUCUUGAAAUCAAGAGGCGGGAGUCAUUCGGGCGCAUGCGCUGUGUCGGUCUUUGUAUCCGAGUCUUUGGACGGUUUGGAGAGUGUCCGAUGGAAACUCCAGAAUAUUUUUCAGUGCGACUCGUUCCACCGUGGAAGGAGGGUCGAUUUGUUCCAUAACGCCGGGACUCUAACCUCACAGUUCCGGUGGUGUUUAUAUUCAUUUUAAUUCAGUUAAUUUCCGUCACAAAUCAACAAAUUUCGCGUGUUCAUUGUCUCCAUUAUUUAUCACUGUUGACGAUACAACAUUGUGCAUGGGUGCCAGUGCUGUUGUGAACGAAAUACAGUUUCCAAUUAUUUUUAUUGAUUAAAUAAAUAAUUAAUCAUGAGUGCAAUAACGUUUUUGUGGGUGUCCAUUGGAUUUUUUUGGCUCGCCAACACUGGAGCCGAGGGGAGAAUCAACUGUGACGCUGUGAGGCCCUAUUUCGAGGCACAGGGAUUUCCACCAAGUGACAUACCCAAGGAUCCAAUAUCAUCCAAGGAAUUGAGAUCAUGCGGUGGCAUAAGUAGCGGCGGAGAGGUAUGCUGUUCAGCUGAUAUGGAGCUGAGACUUCAAGCUCGUGCACGAGACAGACAUGAAAAAGCAACGAGAUCAACACUACAGAGACUUCAACAACUUCUCGUAACAAGGGGCACGAGAUUUCAUAGUUUCUUCAAGGAGUUGUUGGCAGCCUCGAAGAAGGGCUUCCACGAGAUGUUCAAGAAGACAUACGGUAUCCUGUACGAACAAAACUCCUACGUAUUCACUGAUUUGUUCAAAGAACUGGAGAAUUACUACACCAAGGGAACUGUCAACUUGGACGAGGCGAUGGACAACUUCUUCAACACUCUCUAUCAGAAGAUGUUCACUGUACUCAAUAGUCAAUACAAGUUCGAUGAUAAGUAUCUGGAGUGCGUUGGCAAUCACAUGAAAGAGAUGCGGCCAUUUGGCGAUGUGCCCCAGAAACUCGGGGUCCAGAUUAAGCGAUCGUUCAUAGCAACAAGAGCUUUCAGUCAAGCGUUGACAGUCGCUGCUGAUGUACUCAAGAACAUGCAGACGCUCAAGGCAUCACCGGAGUGUGCAGCCGCUCUCACUAGAAUGACAGCCUGUCCAUCGUGCAGCGGAAUACCCGGGAAUGUACUGGCGUGCGGUGACAUGUGUGCCAACGUCAUGAAGGGAUGUCUUGCUGAACAUGCUGCACUCGACGCUGAAUGGAAUCAUUUUGUCGAAGCCGUUGGUAAAGUAGCCGAGAGGCUACUGGGACCGUUUAACAUCGAGAUGCUGGUGCGGCCGAUAAACCUCAAAAUCUCCGAAGCCAUAAUGAAUUUCCAGGAGAACAGCCAGGACGUGUCCCAGCGUGUUUUCAGUGGCUGUGGCCGGCCAGUUUUGGGUAGAAAACGAAGAAGAAGGCAUGUGAGUCGACGCGAUGUCGAUACGGAGUCGUCGAAUUUUGAUCAGGAAGUUAUCGAUGACGAUGACAGAUCGUCGACAGCUGUUAUGUUAGAUAAACUCGUUAAGGAAAUUAAACAGAGGGUCAGGGACUCCAAGCAAUUCUGGAUUUAUCUGCCUUAUCAACUUUGCAACGAGGGAUUGGUGGUACCUCCUAGCAAUACUAAGGAGUGCUGGAAUGGUACUCAUGUUGACAAAUACCUCUACCCAGUGUCAUCAGACGGUGCGACGCAAACUUUAAAUCCAGAGGUGCGGAGCAGUGGCCCCAGGCCCGCAAUAGUUAAGGAUCAAGUAUCAGCACUUACGACAAUUACGACUAGACUGCGAUCGGCUUUCAAUGGACAGGAUGUUGAUUGGGCGGAUACAGAAGAGACAUUUUAUGGCUCUGGAAGUGGCUCCGGAGACGGUCAAGACGAGGAAGAUCCAAUCACAGACGACGAGGAUGGUUUCCGUGAGGAGUCCUCUGGCUACGAACCACCUCCACCAGCACCAGAGAUCCCCAAGGUCAUCCAGCCUGUUUUACCACCAGAAGUACCCCCUCACGUUGAUAUAACACCGAAGAUUCCCACAAUAAUCGAUCCAAAAACCAACAUCAUCACACCAGCAAACAACAAAACGACAAAUCCUGUUGAAAAUGGUGCGACGAGACAGCACAUACCCCUCACCCGUGCUCUAACGUCGUAUCUAUUCCCAAUAGUUGUUAUGUGGUUCGGUGGAUGUCUCACCGAGUGGCUGUGAUCAUAAAAAAAUCCUCCGAGUGACUAUUGUACAUAAAAUGAUUUUUUUUCUCUUGAAAAAUACGAGAAUAAUCAGGGACUCGUUCUGGUGAAUUUCUCGUGGAGUAAAAGUGUCUCGGGAACAUGACUAUUCAGUGAUUAAUGAACAUGUUCGCCGACGAUCUCAGAUUGUGAAGAAGAUGGAACGAUGACCGAUGUGCCAUUUUUUUCAUUUUUAUUGUCUUGAAGAUUGUGUUUUUGGGAAUUGGACGAGAGGGGGAGGGGGAUUAAUGUGAGAAAGUGUGACUUACUCAGUCUUGACAUAUUUGUCGAGGUAUUUGCAAUGCCUCGAGGGGAAUUGCUGGGAAGACUAGAGCUGGGGAUAUUUUAUUCGGAAUUGUCAGUGAAUUUUUCUAUUUUUGGUAGAUGAAAAACCUCGAAAUGUUUAUUUUUUUUAUUGAAAUUGAGUGUGAUUUUUCAUGUUCAUUUUGUUUCAAUGAAAUAGUUGGAUUAUCUCGAAGAUAAUAAGACAUAAAGAUGAAUUUUUCACCGAACAUAAUCUCAAAGUCUCGAAAUCCUGAAACGAACGAAGAAACUGCCGUCAACUGUUCAUUUGUACGGACUGAAAACUUAGAUAACAAUAGCAAUGUGUCAAAUAGGACAUCAUCAUGAUCAUGAACCCAAGGAAAUGGUGAUUCCAGUCCUUAAAAUAAUCCCCAGCUCUGGGGGUUGCGUGAAAAACGAGCUGAGUAUACGAGAAAAUGAAUUACAGGACUGAAUAUUUAUUAGAAUUGCUUUCUUUCGUUUGGAUCAUGUCUUCGCUGUUGUUCCUCAAUCCUCUCCCUCGGUCCACGAUCACCAGGAUCUAAUGUCUCGAGGGAGAAGUGUUCGUUCGAUGUCGAUGGGCUCCCAUCACCUCUUAACUCUUCAUUCUUUUUUAACUUUCUACUGUAUUGUAAAGUGUAAAUAAUUCAAAGGGAGAUUAAUGGAAAUGUCUGUCAGGAUGCCUCAUCCAUCGGGGAAUGACGAGGCUUUCCGUUAUUCUCCCGAGUCUUAUAGUAAGUUUAUCGGUGUCUUAAGGAAGUCCAGGGAAAUAAUGUGAGAAGGGAAAUCACGUGAAGGGGAUUUUUUCAUAAAAAAACGUGUUUCGUUAGAAACACUCAGGCCCUCAUUAAUUAAUCAGUCAUUCCACCUUAACGAACUCAUAAGUUCUAUCAAUCAAUUUAUUGCUGAUCUCAAAACUUUUUCCAAUUCCAUCGAAUGUCCAUUAACUGACGAGACACGUUUUUAAAAAAAAAAUCUUCAUCACCUGUUCUGUGGGGAAUGAUUUAAUGUUGAGUGAAUAAAAAUUUAAUUAAUGAUGAAUGAACAAUACAAAAUAACAGGCUCCUGUGAUAAAAUCAAAUUAAUGAACAAAAAUUAAUGGGAAAAUUCGAAGGCUGCUGCGGGCUCGAGGCAUCCGCAUGACAUGAAUUUUAUUGGUGUUUGUUCGUAAAUUCUGUAGGGAAAGGGGGGGUAAGGGGUAAAGUUUAAAAAAUACCCACUUGAAUGAUGAGGAAAUGUGACAAAUGUAAUAGAGAUCACACGCAAAUCUAGUGAAAUAUUCAAUUGAAUAACUAAUACGAUUAAGUUAAUUAUUUGUCCAUAUGUAUACAUAUAGUACAUAUGUAUUCAAAGGAUAUAACAGUUCAUUAUAAGCAGAAUUAAUAGAAUUUUCCCUUUGUUUUUCAUAAAUCGAUAAUCGUAAUGUAAACGAGUGAAAUGUCCUUUUGAAAAUGACAGGGAACAGGGUUUUUCGUAAAUUUGUAUAAAAAAUUUUACAAUUAUUCGGUUAUAGUGAACUUUGUGCUUUUUUUUUCAAUUAAAAAAUUGUAUGAAGAACAUUAAAACACAAACAAUCGUACGAAAACAAUAAUUUAUAAAGGUAAAUGUUAGAAUGAAUUUGUGGCAAUGGAUGAUGGAGAAAAUAAUGUGAAGAGAACGGUGUUGAGAUUUGUGUGGAGUAAUUUAUUUCUAUUCGACGAAACUAUUUGUAUGAAAUUUAUAUAGAUUUAAAGACAGAUAUAAAUUAAUUUAAUGAAGACUUAAUGUAAUAGGUGUUUCCUAACUUUGGAGAUAAAAAGUUUUACAUUCAUUUUAAUCAAA
This is a messenger RNA of Diachasmimorpha longicaudata, 4425 nucleotides long. It is a transcript of the gene dlp, whose product is annotated as glypican-6. Gene Ontology annotation, biological process: regulation of signal transduction; cell migration; regulation of protein localization to membrane. Gene Ontology annotation, cellular component: cell surface; extracellular region; synapse. The record is from RefSeq and is a predicted model, not a curated record. The coding region runs from base 461 to 2302 and encodes 613 amino acids. The transcript has 8 exons. NCBI's taxonomy places the organism in Eukaryota, Metazoa, Arthropoda, Insecta, Hymenoptera, Braconidae.